CAACCAAUGAUUAUUGUCGUUGCAAAGGAAGUUCGCUAUACUAGCCAAGAUGGCGGAAGACUUUAGAACUGCAAGACCAAAAGAUUAUUUCAGAAAAUUUCUGGAACAGGAAGUCCGGCCAGAUGGUAGAGAGUUGGGGGAGGCACGCACAACUGUUAUUAACAUUGGAUGUUUGACAACUGCUAAUGGAUCAGCAUUGGUUAAAGUAGGAAAUACAAUGGUGAUGUGUGGGAUCAAAGCUGAAUUGGCAAAACCAAGAACAGAGGAACCUUCCAAGGGAUUUAUAGUGCCCAAUGUAGAGUUAUCUCCCAUGUGCUCCCCACAGUUUCGCCCUGGACCUCCUGGGGAACAGGCCCAAGUCCUGAGUCAGUUCAUGCUGGAGGUCAUUCAAAACUCAGAUUGUGUUAACCUUAAUGAACUACGUGUAGAGCCUGGCAAGUAUGUAUGGACCCUAUACUGUGAUAUAGUGUGUUUGGAUUAUGACGGGAACGUCACAGAUGCCUGUCUUCUAGCAAUACUUGCAGCUCUAAAAAACACUACCUUACCUGAGGUGGUACUAAAUAAGGAUACAGACAAAAUAGAUGCUUUUCCCGAUCGACUCUCAGCACUCCAACUACAAUCAAGUCCUGUGUCCUCAACAUACGCAAUCUUCAAUAAUGAGAUUCUCUUUGUGGAUCCAACUGCUGAAGAGGAAAACUUGGCAACAGGACAAGUCACUGUAGUCACAACAAACGAUAAACUCUGUAUGGUUUAUAAGCCAGGUGGUACCCCUCUAACAGAUCAGCAGCUGUCCAUGUGUAUCAAAAAAGCCUUCAGUAGAACUCGUGACAUUUUAAGACUUAUAGACGACACAGUGUCUAGUGUAGAGAGGUAGUACUAAAUAAAUAAUGAAAGGGA
Messenger RNA from Saccostrea cuccullata (small rock oyster), 897 nucleotides. Its product is annotated as exosome complex component RRP43-like. Lineage: Eukaryota; Metazoa; Mollusca; Bivalvia; Ostreida; Ostreidae. Gene Ontology annotation, molecular function: mRNA 3'-UTR AU-rich region binding. The record is from RefSeq and is a predicted model, not a curated record. Gene Ontology annotation, biological process: nuclear polyadenylation-dependent rRNA catabolic process; nuclear polyadenylation-dependent mRNA catabolic process; TRAMP-dependent tRNA surveillance pathway. The transcript is spliced from 11 exons. Gene Ontology annotation, cellular component: nuclear exosome (RNase complex); cytoplasmic exosome (RNase complex). The coding region runs from base 50 to 874 and encodes 274 amino acids.